Messenger RNA from Maylandia zebra (zebra mbuna), 7098 nucleotides. The record is from RefSeq and is a predicted model, not a curated record. NCBI's taxonomy places the organism in Eukaryota, Metazoa, Chordata, Actinopteri, Cichliformes, Cichlidae.
AUGUCUGGGGUCCGGGGGCAGCUGGUGGUGUGGGACCCGGCGGACAGAGAGGCUUCUCCGGCUGCAGUGGAGGGCAGCUACCGAGAUUUUUCGUGGGAGGAGGUGUCCGUCCACUCUCGGGGAGUCGGCGGCUUCAGGCUGCUGGCUGUGGGAUCUCAGGGUGACCUGAAGCUGCUGGAGGUCAGGGCUGAGCGGUCGGCCUUCACCUCCGUUCUCUGUGUGUGUGAGUAUCCUGCAGACCGCCUGCUGCAGACCAUCAGAGACCAGGAUCCCAGUGUGAGCGAGCUGCAGGCGGUGCAGGUGUUGUCCUUUGUGACUGCCCGCUGCUGCGCUCUGCUGAACUCUGAUUGGCUGCUGCAGCUACAGUGGCAGCAGGAGGAGGAGGAGCCUCAGACGUUAUCCUGCUGCAGAGUCGAGCUGGCCGACAGCGUCUCGUGCUCUGCUGUCCAUCACUGCGUCUCCAUGGAAACCCUGUUUGCCCUCAGCUCCACUGGACUCAUAUCUGUGUGCAGCGUCUCUGAUGGCACUCUGCUGGCCAGCGUUAGCCUGGCCGCCUACCUGAGCUCCAGCCCGGCAGAGGACGAGCUCACCUCUUUCCCCUUCUCCUCCUCUGCCUCCUUCUGCCUCCUCCAGGUGUCGGCUGAUCUGAGCACAGCCGUGGCCGUCACUCUCCACGCCGCCAUCGCCGUCGACCUCAACCACUACUUCAGGAUGUUUCCGGACCACCUGCUGUGCGCCGCCCCUCGGUCACGCCCCCCUCUUCAGCCGCAGCACCCCAGAGACCAGGACAGCCUGUCGAGCUCCAGCUUCAGCGUCUCAGCCCUGGGAGCGACCUUCAGCACCGACCGCUCCUGGGAGGCUCGUCUCAACUCCAUGUACAGCAGAGCAAAACAGGCCACUGCUCCUUCCUCCUCCUCCUGCUUCUCUUCAUCUCAGCCUCCCAGGACCUCCUCUUGGUUCUCCUCCCUCCCCCACCUGGACUCCCACCUGGCUCCAUCCUCGUCCCACAGCAGAGUGCCUCCGGGGGGGAUGACCGUCACUUUCGCCAUCCCCGAAUCGUCCGCUUCAUCUCAGCUCACCGUCUCUGAGUUCUCCGCUCUGCUGACCUUCGUCCGCCCGGGAAACCAACAGACCACAGUUGCAUUGUGGGAUAUGAAGUACGGGAACGUGAGAUACCACCAGGCGGCGGGCGAGGCAGCGCCGGUCCAGCGCUGUGGAGAGCGGCAGCAUCGGCUGCUGCUGAAGAAGGCUGGUGUGUUCCAGGUCCUGUUCUCCGUAUCGCAGCAGGACUUGCUCAGCCGGUUGAUGUUGUUCGGCAGCGCGGCGACAGUGGACGCAGUCUGCCACCUGAACAGCUGGGGGCGCUGCUCCAUCCCCAUCCACGCCCUGCAGACUGGACUGAAGAACCGUCAGCUGGACACGGUCGAUUUCUACCUGAAGAGCAAAGAAAACGUCCUGAACCCUCCGGCGGCAGCGUUCAGCUCUGCUGAUCAGCCCGCCACCUCCACGCUGAGCCUCACAGACAGAGUGCAGGAGCUGUGUCCCGCCUUAGACCUGCUGUGUUCGGCCGUCAGAGACUCGAACAGCGAAGCUCAGAGCCGACAGUUCUCCGAGCAGCUGCUCAACAUCACCCUGAGCUUCGUGAACACGCAGAUCCGCUCCGUGCUGUCCAACACACACCACGAGGACUCUGGCGUGCAGAGCUGCAUGAACGUUCUGGAUCGAUAUGUCGCCGAGCUGAGGAGCUACAUGAAGAGAUUCCCCUGGGCUGCAGGGCCCGAUGUGUCGGCUACCAGAGCUGCGGCUCCGGCCGAGGAGGAGGCUCAGCGGGACGAGUGGGAGCAGCUCUCCGCAGAGGAAGUGGUCCAUCAGUCCAUCCUGACCAAUCAGAUCCCAAGAGCUCAGGCAGUCCUGCGGAGGCAGAACCGGCCCGAAUGUCACCUGCCGGCUCUGAGGAGGGAGGGUCUGCAAGUUUCCUCCUGCCUGCGGCGCCGAGACCUGCAGACCGCCAACACGCUCCUCGCCAACAUGGGUUUCAGUGUGAAGCAGCAGCUCCACCUUAUCUGCCUCCACACGGAUGACAAGGAGCUGAGGGAGCUGAUGGUGGAUGAGCUGUCCAGUCGGAGUUACUUCCAGAGGAAGAGAAGGAGAGUGUCGAGUUCAUCGGGAGAUGGAGAAGCUGGGGUCGCGGCCGGCUGUCCGCUGCACAGGAAGUACCUCGCAUCAAGGGCUUUGGGAAGACGAGGAGGAGGAGCGGGGGGGUCUCUGGAGGACACUGAGACUGGACUGGGUGAAGAACUGGACCAGAGCUGCCGGACAGCCGUCCUCCUGUCCAGACUGCAGCACGCAGAGCUCAGAGCCUGCGACGCUUCAGUGCUGUGGCGUUAUCUGACCGCCCUGCACGACCAGCGCCGCGUGGUCGACUGGAUCCAGAAUACGGAGACCUCUGGCACCCCCCGGUGGCCGGACUUAACCCCAGAACUGGUGAACGACAGCACGGCCUGCAGCAGCUACAUGAGGGAGAACAUCCUGGACCUGCUGGCCAGGAGAGGCGUGUUCAUCCCGGACGAGCUGGCACACCUGGAGCAGCUGCUGUGGAGGUUGGCUCAGGGUGGAGGCGUGAUGUCUUCUUCUCCUCCCAUCCCUCAGUACCGCUCACCCCUCGGGCUCGACCUCCACGGCGUCUUUAUUACCUUCUGUCUGGAGCACAACCUUCAGUACCUGCUCUACACCUACCUGGAGCACUACAGACUGACCCCCAGAAACUGCUCCCUCCUGAGCAGUCAGAGCCUCUCUGAGCGACAGCCCUGGUUCGAGAUGCUGGUGCGGAUCCAGGAGAUCACCAGAGAUCUGUCAGAUCCAGGACUGGUGUUCCAGGCCAGUCUAACCAGUGCUCAGGUGUUAUUACCUGGCAGCCAGGCGUCUCUCAGCAGUCUGCUGUUAGAGGGUCACAGUCUGCUGACGCUGGCCGCCAUCAUGUUCGCCCCCGGAGGAAUUGACCAGGUGAUGGCUCAGGGUCAAAGGUCAGGCAGGUCAGAGAGGACGGUCGACCCACAGCUGCUGAAGAUGGCGCUGGCCCCACAUCCCAAACUGAGGGCCGCCCUGUUCCCUGCCGUCCCCGAGAACGGCCCGCCCUCCGACAUCUCCGUGUACCACCUGCUGCAGUCCCUCCACCCUCUGGACCCGUCCAGGCUGUUUGGCUGGCAGGCAGCAAACACCCUCAACUCCACAGAAACAUCAGAGCUGCCUCACUUCUCCAGCCCUCACCUGGUCCAAAGGUUCGCUCUAAAAGAGAAUCUGGACUAUCUCUACUUCCUCCACCACGGUCGGCCAUCUUUCGCCUACGCCACCUUCCUCGUCCAGCAGCUUAGCGGCAGCGGGGACGUCAGGCUAACGCUGCAGGAGGCCUCGCGGCGAGCGUCCAGGUCGGCCCUGCAGCGUUUCAAUGCGCCGUCUGUGGCGUCGGCCGCCGUUUGUUUCUGUGAGCUGCUGGGAGUCUGCAGCCUCAAGCUGAGGGUCGACAUCAGAGCCAUGAACGCAAUCCUGCAGCACUGGAACCAACGCAACACACACAGCAGCCCGACACAGCAUCUGCACACUCUGGUGUCUAAAGGUGUGAAACUGGUGGAGGCGGAGCCUGGAGCAGCAGAGGAGCUGAUUGGUUACCUGGAAGCUGCAGUAACACACAGUUUGGAGCAGAGAGGCAUCAGCAGGUCGUCGUACGAGGCGGCUCAGGAGUGGGCGCUGGCCGUUCAGUUCUGUCAGCUCCACAACCUGCAGCUGAGCUCCGUUUACCCCGCCCACUGUGCCCAUGACGGACAGUUCAUCCACUUCCUGUUAUUUGUCCAACUGCACAACUUCCCGCCUCAGCAGGUGAGGUCGCUGGCAGCUCAGUUUGGCCCCACCCUCCGCCACCUGAGCUUGGCGUUUCAGGACCUGCAGGUUUACUGUAAGCGGAAGAGCUGCGACUCUGAUGAGCAGCAUUCGGUUCUGAGAACUGAGGAGGCGGUCUCAGGGAGCCCGGAGCGCCCUGGGGAGAUGUUCCAGGUGCUCCUGCAGAGCCAGGAGGAGCCGGCACCCUGCAGAUACCUCCUGCAGGAGGCGCUGGUGCAGCGCUGCCCGACGCUGGCGGUACUGGCUGCCUGCAUGCAGGGAGCAGAGCUGCUGCCGUGCCUUUGUGUGUGGGUGCUGACCUCUGUCGAUGAUGUCACCGCCAAGGAAGCCACCUCCCACCUGGCUCAGGCGCCGCAGCAUCACGAAUGGACCGUGCACGACCUUUCCAUCAUCUGGAAGACGCUCCUGGGCCGGAGCCUCGUGAGGCCCCUCCUGCGAGGCUUCGAGCUCUUCCAGAAGGACUGUCCUCUGGUGUUGGUGCUCAGGAUGUUUGAGCUGUGCUGCGACUACAGAAACUUCGCUGAGGCCAAGUCGAAGCUGCUGGACUUCCAACGGACCCUCAUCGCUCUGAGAAACGGUGGUCCUGCGCCCCCUGGUGGCCUCCCUCUGCAGUGGGUUGAGAGCCAGGCCUCGGUGCUGCUCCUCACGAUGCUGCAGCGCUGCUCCUCGCAGUACGACAUCCACCGGCUGCUGCAGCUCCUUGCUGACGUCGACAAACUCCUCAAAUCCAACGGUCCAGAUUUCAGGAAGCUGAACCAGCUGAGUCAGUUGCUUCAGGGGUCAGAGGUCAGCAUAUCUCCCAGGCUCCUGCAGAGCAGUUCUCCCUCCGUCCAGCAGGAGGAGUUCCAGGCGACCGUAGACGCUCUGCAAGCGAGGGGGUGCUACAGCCAGGCGCGACAGGUGGCCCAGCUGGCCGGCCUGCCCGUGCACCGUCUGCUGCUCAGCCAGCUCCUUCAGGAGGUGAGCUCUCAGAGGUCCAAGCGGCAGUGGGGCAGAUUCGAGACCCGCGCCGGCUUCUGGAAGAAAUGUCACGAGCAGCUGGAGGCCGACGCCACCGAUCCAGACCCCGCCUCCCAGUUCUUCCUGUCGCAGGCUGAGGCCGGCGCUCCAGGGUCUCUGGAGGCUCCAGAGGACCUGCUGGACAUCCAGGAGCACUGCCUGCUGCUCGGGCUCACCGCCCACUGGCUCUCCCGGAUCACCCCGGCUCCCGUGGACAAACUGGAGAGCCUGGAGAAAGCGCAGUGGCUCAGCCGGAUCCGCAGACGCAUCCUUACCGUCGCCAUGGAGAAGGAGAGCGUCUUUAACCUGCCGCCGCCGGCCGUCAACCCUGAAAUGAACACGCACAAGGCGCUGAUGAAGGAGUUCUCCUUCUCCAACAUAACUCAGCUGAACACAGAGAGGUACCUCGCGCUGGAGGGACUGCCCGGUCCCUCCGACGAGCAGGAGGAGCCUAAUGCUGAGUCGGCGCUGAGUCCAGAGGAGAGGAGCGUUCUGGCCGCUCUGAUUGGUCAGCUGUUAGACGACGGCAGCAUCCAUGAAGCCAGCCGGGUGUGCCGUUAUUUCUCCCUGUACCACCCGGACGUGUGGCUGGUGCUGCGCUGCCGAGGCCUGGCAUCCGGAGAGCUGAGCGACGAACCGCCGGAGGACGACUCUGAAGCUCCCGCGAGGGCAAGCAUCACGAGCUCUCCCUCAGUCAGCAGCCUGUCCUCCUUUGUGAUGCUCCCCCUCCCCGAAGAUGAGGUCGCCGUCCAGCUCCAGAAACUGGUGGAUCAGUGCCGCCAUGGCAACAACUACUGCAAACAAGUCCUCAGCCUCUACCAGCUCUCCAAGGAGCUGCAGUGCUCCUUCAGCAGCAUCUGCAGGGAGGAGCCCUGCUCGGUGCUGGAGAAGCUGCUGCUGUCCGAGCAGCCGGAGCGCUUCAGGAAGGCUCGGGCCUUCGUCAAAGCUCAGGGUCUGUCUGCAGACGCCGUGGCUGAGCUCAUUUCCUCCGCUAUGGUUCAGGCGCUGCUGGCCUCCACCCAGGAGCUGCAGCCAGUGGUGGAAAAGCACAUUUUCAGACCGUUGGAGGGCAGGGACGCGCUGGUGCAGCUGAUCAAACUAUGUGACGACCCGAACCUGGUGGGACUCAAACUGCUGGAGCACCUCAACUCUGUUCCUCUGAGGGACCUGAACUGCAUUGUGGAGCUGCUGAUCGUGGCGCACGACUGUUUCAGUCUCACCUGCAACAUGGAGGGGAUCGUGAGAGUGCUCCAAGCCGCCCGUCACCUCAGCCACACCUACCUGGCUCCAGGAGGGCACUACAGCCUGCUGGUCCGUCUGCUGACAGGUAUCGGCAGGUAUAACGAGAUGACGUACGUCUUCGAUCUGCUGCAUCAGAACCACUGCUUCGAGAUGCUGCUGAGGAAGAAGGUGGACACAGACAGAGGACAGAGCUCCAGUCUGAAGUCGGCUCUGCUGGACUACAUAAAGCGCUGCCUCCCCGCAGACAGCGAGAAGUAUAACAUGGUGGCACUGUGCUUCACCAUGAGGAGGGAGAUCGGAGAAAACCACGAAAUAGCCGCCAGGACGCAGCUGAAGAUGAUCGAGUCUCAGCCUGGGGUGAUCAUCACGCCGGAGCUGAAGAGCUCAUUGGCCAAAGUGCUGGGUCUGCUGAAGGACGCGGCAGAGAGCUUCUCCAAGGAUUCGUGUGUGCGUCAGGCGACUCGCUGCAUCCGCACAGCUAAGCUGGUCGCUCUUCAGCUCCACUUCCUGAAUCAGGGAUCAGACCUGCGCAUCAUCAACCUGCGACCUGCUGAGCUGCUGAGCGCUGCCAUGGCGCUGCCGCGGUGCUACCAGGUGUUCGUGGUGUCGGAGGCGUACGGCUACAGUCCGGACUGGGCGGAGAUUCUGUACCAGAAGGUCGUCCUGAACGGAGACUUCGGUUACCUGGAAGAGCUCAAACGCCACCGCCCGCUCACCUCCACCCUGUUUGAGGACAUUUUCAAAAGUAAGACUCCUACCACAGAAAAACCUCCCGGCAGCGUCACCUCCAACGUCAAGCGCCUGCUGACUUACUGCGACGACGUGUACAGCCGCUACAGGCUGGCGUACCAGCAGAACCUGCACGACAUCACCAAGAUGCUGCUGCAGGACGCCAAGACGUCGAGCUACCUGAGCGACAGGCUGGGCAGCUGAUCGUUGCCUGGCCGCAGCAUCGUCGUGAUC